Molecule: messenger RNA, 1977 nt
Organism: Myripristis murdjan (pinecone soldierfish)
Lineage: Eukaryota; Metazoa; Chordata; Actinopteri; Holocentriformes; Holocentridae
Gene: odr4
Product: odr-4 GPCR localization factor homolog
Exons: 14
Coding region: 178-1473 (431 amino acids)
Biological process (GO): intracellular protein localization
Cellular component (GO): endomembrane system
Source: RefSeq, a predicted model, not a curated record
UUCUGGAGUUAAACGUGUAUUGUGCUGUUCUUUUGAAUGAAAUAACUGUGACAAGCUGACGUAAAUUACAUCGAACUUGUCAACCAACACCUGCUAGCUAACUGUAUGGAGUAACAGACUGGGACAGACAGACACAGGCUGUGGUUUUUGUUCUCCACAACUUCAAGUGGAUUCAGUAUGGGUCGUGGUUAUAUAGUGGAAGAUUCCGUGGAGGGCUACCUGUCCAAAAUGUGUGAAGCAGGAGCAGGUCCAGUCACAGGUGUGCUCAUCGGCCAGAGCUCUGGUCAGAGGGAUUUUGUCGUUACGGCAACUAGGACCCCCCAGAGGGAGGAGUCUGCUGGAGCAGCUGGCAGCUCAUUGGACAAGGAGUGGGUUACUGAGCAUGCCCGCCAGGUGUCCAGGAUGUUGCCUGGAGGCCUGUCAGUACUAGGAGUCUUCAUCAUCAGUGAUGCUGAUCCCAAGGACAUGCUCAUCUCACUUCGACAGCUGGUUUUUGCAGUGGAAAACCUGAUCUCUAAGGAUCGUCUGUGGGCUGCUGCGGAUGAUGACAUUACAGACCGCAUUGCACUGCAUGUCAACUCCAAAACCAGAAAAGCUGUCUGCAGAAGCCUUGACGUCAGAGACCCUAAGAGCACAGCCAAGCCUGCUGAUUGGAGGUACCAAUCGGGUGUGUGUUCCUGUUGGGCCACGGUGUCGUGUUGCCUGGAGGUGGACUUGCUGUUGGCGCUGCCAGAGAACAGAACCAGCAUAGAGAGCAUGGAGAAAUGUCUCAAGGACGGACUGAAAGCAUGGGCGCAUCAGGUUGAGGAUGGAGUUUGUCUCAUUGAUGGAAAGAAGCUGCCAGCGGACACAGAGCUCACAGCAGGCCAGAAAAGGAAUGUGAGACAGACCUUCACCGCUCAGCUGCUGCUAACUCCGGACGGGCAGAGGUUAGCAGAUGGGGCUCAGCAGUGUGGAGGCAGCGUGUCCCUUAGAGGAGCCAUCCACAGUAGAGCCUACCUACACAGCAAUAAACCCAAAGUCAAUUUGGCUGAGAAGCUGCUCAAGCGGGACGUGGUUUCUACGGUGGCUGUGAGGGUUCAGAUGCUACUGGAAGAGCUACUGACAGAGGAGGAGGGCAAGGGCAACUCCAAAGAAAAACACUGGGCAGAGCAGUUGUCUCUGCCCCGCCGUGUCCUCUGCCCGGUUAAGGGGCAUGGGCCAGUGUGUGUUUGUGACUACCAGUUCAGUGACGAGGGUCUGGCUGAGGUGACUGACAGGCUGAAGGAGAUGCUGGACCUGGAUGCAGCAGAGCAGGACUUGGACACCAGGCAGGAGCUGGCUGCUGAGCCUGCAGAUAGCAGUGGCCCAACAGAGCCCAGUGUAGAGACGGUGCAGGAGCCCAAGAGGAACACCUACACUGGUGUUGCCAUGGCUACUGCUGCUGCGCUGCUGGCCACUGCUGCCUCACUGCUCUAUCUCCAAGACGACUAACACACACACACACACACACACACAGGUAAUGUUUGUUGUUUAAUAAACUGAAACAUGUAACAGUUACAUGUGUGUGUGGCUGAUUUAGGGAGUAUUUCUGUUGCUGGAGUUAUGUACUUUUUUGUGACAAGCCACACUCACCACACUUCCUUUGGACCAAUCAGUGUGAAAGGUUAAUCAGCUCUUCCAUGCCCCAUGACCAAGCUUUCCACAAAAUCUUGUGACAUGAAUCAUUAAUGAUUCACGGUAUAUGAAUCUGUUUGGUAGUUCUGCACUUUUUCUCGAUGAGCCACACCCACUGUCAUGCCCAUUUUGGCUUGUUGUCCUGAAAAGUUCUUCCGCUCCUCUCCUCUCCUCUGCUUAUGACCAACUUUUCCAUAACUUUUAUAUGCCUUUUUAUGAUUGGCAACACCCACCACCACAGCCCUUUUUGACCAAUCAGCAUCAAAGGUCCAUCAGCUCUUUCCCUGGACUUCCCUUUCCACAUAAUUCGAAUCCCUUCCA